Messenger RNA from Nicotiana tabacum (common tobacco), 762 nucleotides. NCBI's taxonomy places the organism in Eukaryota, Viridiplantae, Streptophyta, Magnoliopsida, Solanales, Solanaceae. The record is from RefSeq and is a predicted model, not a curated record.
AUGCUGGCAGAUGCUUUCGUAAAGGCCCAUGCCGGUCCCAUCAAGGUUAAGAUGAGGAAGUCAGACCUUUUCAAGGUCAAGCAGAUGGAUAACGAGAUCCUUAAGGAGUUCGUGUUAAGGUUCCAGAUGCUACGGAUGGAUCUGCUACCAAUCGUGGAUGAUUGGGCCGUUCAGGCAUUUACUCAAGGGCUCAACCCCCGACGUUCCGUGGCUUCUCAACAGCUAAAGCAAAAUUUGGUGGAGUACCUGGCGGUCACCUGGGCAGAUGUCCACAACAAGUAUCAAUCGAAGAUCAGGGAGCUGAGGCCGGUCCGAGAUCGAUACCAGCCAUACGGCAUAGAUCAGAGAGAAAAUAGAUUCGAGCGUCACCCGAUAAGAAACGACAAGAGAAAUGAUCAAGGACCAAUCAGUCGGGGCCUGAUGAGCAAGAGCGGGUUUGACAAGAUGCUCGGGAGUAGGGAGGCACCGAGAUUAUCUGAGAAUUAUUUCAACGUAAAUGUUGCAAUUAUAGUGUCGGCCAUAGGCAUCAAAGAGACUAAGUGGCGAAGACCACUGCAGUCUGACCAUGCCAAGAGAGAUCCUAGCUUGGUGUGUAAGUACCAUGGUACUCGCGGUCAUAGGAGCGAAGAUUGUCAACAGCUAAGAGAAGAAGUUGCUCGAUUGUUCAACAAUGGGCACCUUCGAGAACUCCAAAGCGAGCAAGCCAAAAACUACUUCAGAAACAAGGACGCCAACAAACAGGUCAUACAAGAGGCAUCCUAG